Messenger RNA from Monosiga brevicollis MX1, 2017 nucleotides. RefSeq lists its product as uncharacterized. Bases 1 to 1677 code for a protein of 558 amino acids. The transcript is spliced from 16 exons. The record is from RefSeq and is a predicted model, not a curated record. NCBI's taxonomy places the organism in Eukaryota, Choanoflagellata, Craspedida, Salpingoecidae. Gene Ontology annotation, molecular function: protein binding.
AUGAGCUUUAUGCACCAAGAAGUCAAGUACCGCGGUAUGGAGCCCGUUUUGGGCUGGCAACCCACCCAGGCUCAGCCGCGGCCCGGCUUGAUCGAGGCCAAUGCCUGCGUCAAGCGCCUUUUCGUGCGCCCCAAGCAGUCGCGACUUUCCGUCAUCAGUUGCAGCCCCGAUGGUGGUCUGCAGUGCGUUGACACCUCGUAUAACCCACCCGAGGUCAUUCUCAACAACUCUGUGUACGAGAUCGCACACUGCGGUGUUGACGUGUCCAAACCGCGACUCUUUACAGUCAUCGUGGGCAAGAAGGAGUCGUCAGACUUUUUCUGCCAUGUCUUCAAAUGCGCAUCGAAGGACAGCGCGGCCCGCUUCGUCAAGGCCGUGGCCAGCGCGUGCACUCUGGCCUACCAAAACUAUCAGAAGAAGAAGUCGGCUGCCUCUGGUGGUCGUGGCAGCGGCAGUGGCGCCCCGGCCCAGGCUCCGGCCCGUGGCUCUGUGAGUCACAACCGCGCACCAGCGUCUUCGUCUGGCGUCAAGUCCGCCCAUAUUCGCAGCAGCAUGCGCCGACCCGUGGGUGGCAAGGAUCGCCGAGAAGUUCGCAACGGCAAGCCAAACCCCAAACUUACGCACUUGAUCUCAUCUGGUCGUGUCGCCCGGGCGGCCCAUACCUUUCAGGACUCGUGGUUUCGACCCUCCAUGUCACGUGCUGAAGUCGCAUCGAUUCUGCGUGGUGGCCGCAUCGGUGACUUUAUUGUGCGCGAGAGUCAAACACGCCCGGGCGAUUACGCCAUCAGCGUGCAGACGGGCGCCCAGAUCUGGACUGGUCUGAUUCCGCACGCACCACGUGGCUUUCAGCUGGGUGAGCGUGGUGGUGUGAGCUUUGCAGAGCUGACCGACUUGAUUGCGCACUACGCCCAAAACACGUUCAUGAACGAUGGGAACGGCUACCCCAUGGCGCUCAACCUGCCCGAUGACACGGCAUGGAUCGAUCCUCAGGCUGUGCGCCAACAACAACAGCAGCAGCAGCCUUCGCGUGGGCCCCCGGCAGACUGGCGCACGUCACAGCGUCGUAACACCAACCCUGUGCCGGUGCCCGAAGAAGACGCCACUUUUGAGCAGAUCAUGAACGGCGAGUUCAACCCCGACGCACCCAGCGGUGCGCUGGAUGACGUCAACGUGGCUCUAGAUGAAGCUGAACACGAACCUGCUAUGCCUCGCGGUCUGCCCGCCGGUGCCGACGAUGACGAUGAUGAUGACGACGACGAGGACUUUGUGCCGGGUGAUAUGCCAGCAUCGGGUGGGGCGGCACCCGGCGGCUUUGGCAGCAGCGGGUUUGGUGAUGAUUUCGACCCACGUACUGCUGGCGUGAGCACCGAUGCCCCUACUGAACACGCCACUCUGUCCGAGGUGGCCGAGGCCAUUUUUUCAGAGUUGGCCGAUGCUGUGGACGAGGAAGAUUGUGUGGGUGGCAACGACGUGCGGCCCAUCCUCUUACGCUCGGGCCUGGAGAUUUCCAUGCUGGGAUCCAUCUGGAUGAUGGUGGAUGAGGAGCGUCGGGGCAAGCUGGAUCGGCAGCAGCUCAUUCAUGUCCUGGGACUCAUAAGCCAGGCCCAGGAGGGCGCUGAGUUGGACGUUGGUACCGUGAAGGCCACCGACCGUGCACCGGCCCUGGAUGACCAGUAGAAACGAGAAUGUGGUUGGAAACUGGGGGAACAUUGAUCUCUUCCAGAUCCCAUUAUUCUACGAGGCCUUGUGUAUGCGUGUGUGUCUGAUUGCCCUCGGAAAAGCUGGCUCGUGCUUCCGCUUUGUGUUUGUCAGCCAUUCCUAGACUCGCUAGACAGAAUAGUGUCGUGUCAGCUGCUUGGGCGUCCCUCAUUUUGGUGUAGUUGUGCAGUAGGUUUACAUUUGAGUGGAGUCCCCCGCGAUUGUUUGCUUGCAACAUCCGGUGCCCUUCCCCGCUCCCUUUUCCCUCCCCCGCACGCGUUCGUUCCCGGCAAAGGGAUAGAAUUGAGGCUUGCGUUGA